Schizosaccharomyces osmophilus is the source of this 7149-nucleotide messenger RNA. It is a transcript of the gene mok11, whose product is annotated as cell wall alpha-1,3-glucan synthase Mok11. The coding region runs from base 1 to 7149 and encodes 2382 amino acids. The transcript has a single exon. Gene Ontology annotation, molecular function: alpha-1,3-glucan synthase activity. Gene Ontology annotation, cellular component: fungal-type cell wall. Lineage: Eukaryota; Fungi; Ascomycota; Schizosaccharomycetes; Schizosaccharomycetales; Schizosaccharomycetaceae. The record is from RefSeq and is a predicted model, not a curated record. Gene Ontology annotation, biological process: fungal-type cell wall (1->3)-alpha-glucan biosynthetic process.
AUGAUUCCCAAACGUUUCUCAUUAUCUCAUUGUUUAUUGUUCGUCUACCUGUUUUUAUUUUAUUACCUUCAUGUUAGCUGUGCACCGUAUGACCCGGAAAAGAUACCAUGGAAUUUAAAUACCAAUGAGGCUGCUACUAAUCCCAUUGAUUAUUCUGGAGUAUGGAUGGACCAUGAUUUCUUCCCUAGCCCUAAAUCGUGGAGAUUUCCCUUAUACACAAUUGCUUUGGAUAAGUGGGUUGACGGUGAUCCCACUAACAAUGAUAUCAAUGGCACCAGAUUCGAAUACGAUAUGCUUGAAACAGAAUUUCGAAAUGGCGGUGACAUUAUUGGAGUUAAAAAAUCUUUGGAUUACCUUCAAGGCAUGGGUGUCAAGGGUAUCUAUCUCGCUGGUACACCAUUUGUGAACCUGCCUUGGGGUGCAGAUCAGUAUUCCCCUCUGGAUUUUACCUUGCUGGAUCCUCAUUUGGGAACAAUUGAUGAUUGGAGGAGUACCAUUGAAGAAGUACAUAAAAGGAAUAUGUAUAUAAUAGUAGACCUUACUGUUGCGACGCUUUCCGACCUUGUUGGGUUUCAAAAUUAUGUUAAUACCACGACUCCGUUUUCUUUAAUGGAGCAUAAUGCCUUAUGGAAAAGCGAGCACCGUUAUCGAGAUUGGGCUUUUCAAAAUGAGUGGGACUUUGAAUGCACCCUUCCCGAAUUCUGGGGUGAAGAUGGGUAUCCCGUGGUUUUAGAAUGGAAGGGUUGUUAUGAUUCCGAAUUCGAUCAAUACGGAGAUACAGAGGCCUUUGGUAGCCACCCUGAUUGGGAACGACAGUUGUCGAAGUUUGCCUCGGUUCAAGAUCGAUUGAGAGAAUGGAAACCAUCCGUUUCUGAAAAACUUAAAAGGCUUUCUUGCUUAGUUAUUUCUAUGCUUGAUGUAGAUGGAUUUCGUGUUGAUAAGGCUACGCAAAUGACUGUUGACUUUUUAGCUGAUUGGGCUGACAGCAUACGGGAUUGCGCUAGAAAGCAUAAUAAACAAAACUUUUUUAUUCCUGGUGAAGUUACAGGAUCAUCGAGCUACGGCUCUAUAUAUUACGGGAGAGGUAGAAAACCCGAUCAACGACCUUCCAGUAUUCAAGAUGCCUAUGCUCUUACUCCUUCAAAUGAUACUUUUUUUCUACGAGAAGAACGAAAAAAUGCUUUAGACGCCGCUGCUUUUCAUUAUUCAUUUUAUCGUAUACUGCUUCGAUUUCUGAGAAUGGAUGGUUUGAUGGAAAUUCCAUUUGAUUUGCCCACGGAUUUAACAGAAGCCUGGGAAACGAUCGCAAUCAAUGAAGAUGCUUUAAACGCUAUGACUGGGGAGCAUGACCCGAGGCAUUUGUACGGAGUUUCAAAUUACGACGUUUUCCGCUGGUCUUCAGUUGUGGAUGGACCCGGCAGACUGAUUCUUGGUACGAUGAUAUCCUUUUUUCUUUUUCCCGGUGUUCCGUUAAUUUAUUACGGUGAUGAACAAGGCUUGUAUGUUCUCGACAACAGAGCCGACAACUAUUUAUAUAGUCGACAGCCUAUGUGUUCUUCAAUCGCUUGGUACAUCCAUGGAUGCUAUACUGGAAAUUCCUCUACCUAUCCAGCUAUUGAUCUUACUCCCGCUAGGAAGGGUUGCUUUGAUAGUUGGAACACGCUAGACCACUUUGACGUUGCUAAAGUUGAGAGGCAAGUUUUUAUCGAGUUCCAAGAUAUUAGACGGAGAUAUCCGGCUUUAGUUGAUGGUUGGCAAUCUAAGAGGUUAGGAAAUUGGACUUUCGUUGAAUAUAUGCCUAACAGUGGGGUCAAUCCGACAACGGUUGGUGUCUUUAGUGUCGUUAGAGGUUCUUUAUCGCCUUUGCAGGACUUGACUUCCGAGUAUUCCUAUGCUUCUAGUCAUACACUAUCAACUACCGACGUAUGGCUGUUAUUUACUAACCACAACCAUUCCAUCGAGUUAAGUUAUGAUUGUGACUCGCAAGAUGCGAUUGUAGCACCAUAUGGUGCUGGAACAACGGUCAAGAAUCUCGUUUAUCCGUAUGAUGAGUAUAUCCUACAUGAAUCAAAUAAAAAACUGGAUACAUCAAACGAAUUGGUUGCUGGCUGUCUUCCGAAUGUUGCACUCGAUGCUUACGGUUUCAAACUAUUCGUCCCGAUUGACGAAUAUAUUCCUCGGCGCCCUAUGAUCACCAAAAUCUCCCCGAAGCAUGAUUCAAGAAUUGUCAAUACUCAUGGAAAGGUAAAUGUCAUUAUAGAAUUUUCAGAGGAAAUGAGUUGUCAAUCAAUUACUGAAAGUAUUCACGUUACAUCUAAAACUCAAAAUAAUGCCCUAGGAGAAUUCGAUUAUGAGUCUGUUACUUGCGAUACAAUAAUUUCUGAAGACCAAUUACGCUUCACGGGUCAACCCAGCAGCAGAUUUAGGUGGUCAGCUGUCUUGUAUAACCUUCAGGAUGGUAUACACCAAAUUACUGUUUCUAACGUUACUACCAAUGAUGGAUCGGCAUUCACUGAUUCAGUUGAUCACUUCCUGCUGCGAAUUGGGUCUCUUAACAAUCCUAUGAUUUUUCCUAAUGCCAAUUACUCUUUCGAUUUAUUACAGUUAGAAGGAAAACACUUGAGUUUAAAUCAUUCUGCACCUGGUGCUGAUCUGUUCCGUUACUCGAUGGAUUUCGGAUCAAGCUGGUCGUCUUGGCAGGAAUACGAUGGUUCAUUUACUCGAUGUUAUCUAAAGAAACAGUCAAUUUCUAGUCAUCACAAAUGGGUGGGUCAUCAUGUUAUGGUACAGUACUGGAGUGAGCUAACUGGUUCCGCAAAUCACAUGCAAGAAUCCGAUGCAGCUUUUUCGCAUAAAAGAUGGUUCCCACAGAUGUAUCUGGACAGUGAAAUAACACAAUGGGCUUAUGAUGCUGAUGAUCGAAACAAAAUGUCUAUACAGGAAAAUGGAAGCUUUGUUGGACAUAUAAUAUCUGACACUUAUCCUUCAGCUUUUCAACUCAAUGUAUGGGGUCUAAAUGAAAAAGGGAAACCUGAUCCGUCUUACAUUUAUGGUAGUGUACGGAAUGAUUCAUACCUUUCGCGGGCAAGUCCUUCCGCAUUAGAAGACAAUGUAUUUUUCGUGCAAUCUGAGCCUCCUAAAAAAAGUCUAUCAUGGAAAAUAACGUUUGAUCCCCAAGCUCGUCGACUUUAUACUCAUCCUUCAGGAUCCGUUUAUGUUUCUAUGGGAAUUUACAUUUGUUUUAUUCUUCUUCCUCUUAUUUCAGGGUUAACUUCUGUUUUACUCUUUAAAAGGUUGUUUUAUCACGUGAAGUUCAAUGACUUUGGAAAAGGGUAUACUGAUAAAUACUUUACUGAUGUUUCUGAAACGGAAAAAAGUAAUAAUAUCAUAUUUAGAAUGAUGGAGUUCCCCAAAAUGAUGGGUAUGAAAAAGAAAGGUAGCUUUCAAGGCAAUAGGAAAACAAUACUUCUCGCAACUCUUGAGUAUGAUAUUCCGACUUUGAAUAUAAGAAUCAAGAUUGGUGGAUUGGGCGUUAUGGCACAACUAAUGGUAAGAAACUUAGAGCACCAAGACUUGCUAUGGGUUAUUCCAUGCGUGGGUGAUGUGAUAUAUCCUGAUAUGGAAGCAGACGAUCCAAUCACUGUGGUAAUUAUAGGACAAUCCUAUUUAAUCAACGUUUACCGAUAUGUGCAUAAGAACAUAACAUACUUGCUAUUGGAUGCACCUGUCUUUAGAAGGCAGACAACAUCCGAACCCUAUCCUGCUCGCGUUGACGACUUAAGCUCGGCAAUAUUUUAUUCCGCGUGGAAUCAAUGUAUAGCCAACAUAAUGGAGAACAAAAGUAUUGAUUUAUAUCAUAUAAACGAUUAUCACGGCGCGCUGGCUCCAGUUUAUUUGCUGCCAAAGGUUGUUCCAGUAGCUCUUUCUUUGCACAACGCUGAGUUUCAAGGGCUUUGGCCUCUGCGAAGUUCAGAAGAAGUUGAGGAGGUUUGUUCGGUUUUCAAUAUACCCCUGGAUGUGUGCUCCAAGUACGUUCAGUUUGGAAAUGUUUUCAACUUGUUGCAUGCUGGCGCAUCUUAUAUAAGAGUGCAUCAAAAAGGAUUUGGUGUUGUGGGUGUAUCGAAAAAAUAUGGAAAACGUUCGUGGGCAAGGUAUCCCAUUUUCUGGGGGCUCCGAAAAAUUGGCAAGCUUCCAAAUCCAGAUCCGUCAGACAAAGGUGAAGGUGUUUUCGAAGUAACCGAUGAGUCUCUACGGAAUCUUGAACUUACGAAGGAGGAUGAUAAGAGACAAGCCCAAGAAUGGGCAGGUUUGGAAAUAGACUCAAAUGCGGAUCUUUUAAUUUUCGUUGGACGAUGGUCCAUUCAAAAGGGAAUAGAUUUAAUUGCCGAUAUUGCCCCUAUAAUCCUCGAAAACUAUAACGCUCAAAUAGUUGUGAUAGGACCUGUUAUUGAUCUAUACGGAAAAUUCGCCGCCGAAAAGUUUGAAGCUCUGAUGCAAAAAUAUCCACGACGAUUAUUCUCGCGACCAGUGUUUACUCACCUUCCGCAAUAUAUCUUUAGUGGUGCCGAUUUUGCAUUAAUUCCAUCUAGGGACGAACCUUUUGGCCUUGUUGCUGUCGAAUUCGGUAGAAAAGGUACUCUUGGAAUAGGAGCCAAUGUGGGCGGUCUUGGUCAAAUGCCUGGUUGGUGGUACGCUGUGGAAUCAAGCACAACAUCACAUUUGCUAAAACAGUUUGAGCAAGCUUGUCGUCAAGCCUUGUCUUCUACAAAAGAGACACGUACAAAACUGCGUGCUAUCUCAGCUGUUCAGAGAUUUCCCAUAUCUGAAUGGGUUAUUCGUUUAAAUAAGCACAUUAAUACUUGCAUAAAGUUCUGUUUAAAAAAUAAUUCCGAAAUAUUAAAUGGAGUUUCUAACCAGCAACAGAAUUUCCAGUCUUCUUUUCUUGAUGAUGAAAGCUUCAAACAAGAUUUAGGAGAGUCAGAAGGUGAACAGCAACUUUUUGACCAACUGAGGCACGAAAGUUUAAAUACUAAAGACAUAUCUAAAAAUUUACACGAAAAGGAGCUAUUCAGUAUAGGGGAGGCUUCAAAGGACGGCGAAGUAAGUGAAACUUCUGAAAGCCUGGAAAAUGUAUCGUCCUCUAGUUUUGAUGAAUUGCCUCGUCGUGAUGAAUAUCGAAAUCAGCUAAUAGAAUUUGACUUGGUGCAGCCUGUUUCCGAGCCAACUGUUGAAGAAAACUUUCAUCAUACAAAUACUGUUGGUGAUAAUUCUAAGAGCAACGAAGUUGAAGAUGUUUUAGAGAACACGGAUUCAUUUGAUAUCGCUUCAGAAAGCGACUUGAAGCUCGACAAAAGGUUCGAUAGUUUUGAUGGGUCUAAUAACAACGUCUUUGAAUCAUCGGAGAUGUUUCUUCCGCAUAAUAGCUCUCAGCUUAGCAUUGCAUCCGUUCGGUCUAAUUUGCGAGAUUUUUCUUUGACGAAAGUGCCUAGGAAAUUUGAUGAUGAGGAUGGUAAAGCUUUAUGCAUAUUCGCUGAACGGUUGCAAGAGCUGACCCCUAAAAGUUCUAUAAGCAACUUGUGCAUCGAUCAUUUUAUUAUGAAAUGUACCCGCAAAUAUUUCAAUGAAGUAAAAAGCUUACAGCUUGGUUCUUCAAAGCCCGAGAAGCUUCAUUUUUUUAAUGAUGCAGCAGUAACAAGUUCCGUCAAUAACUUGCCCGAACUGGCUCAAAAUAAAGACGGUUUCAUUGAUGAAAAUGAAUUAGACAAACAAGUGUUGCAAUUACCCGAAAAAGAGGAAGCUGAGUACGUCUACGAGUUUGAGCAGUACCAUGGUUGUCGCAAGUUACUACAGCAUCAAAUCUUAGGCUGGCCUUUAUACACGGUAAUUCUUGCUUUGGGACAGAUUCUCGCUGUUACUUCGUUCCAGUUAAGUCUUUUGUCCGGAAGUUCAGAACAAUCGGUAAGUUUCCUUUACGUUGUUUGCGGUAUUUAUGUUGCAUCUACGUUCUUCUGGUAUACUAUGCAUUGUUUGAUUCCUAGUGUACAUUGUUUGGCACUCCCAUUCGUGAUUUAUGGACUUGCAUUUUUCUUCGUUGGAUUGGUUAGUUUUGAAAACUUAGGUGGCUCAAGAAUCUGGCUAGCAAGGCUAGCAACAUGCACCUAUGCAGCUGCGUCAGGAAGCCAGGCUUUGUAUUUUUCUCUAAACUUUGGUGAUGAAGGAAACUAUGAUGUUCUGUAUUGGAUUAUUCGAGCUUGUUUCAUACAAGGAUGCCAGCAAUUAUGGUCAUCUGCGUUAUGGUACUGGGGUUCAUAUAUGAGCUCCAAACCCAAUAAAUAUGGUAUUUCUGAACAAGUACAUUCCGUUCAUUGGGUUUAUGCUAUUGUAUGGUCUAUCUCGUUGAUCUUGUUGUGUUUUACAGUAUUGCUUUACAGAGGGCUACCAAACUUUUACAGGCAAAUUCCUCCUAAGAUCCCCGCUUUCUAUCGGUCUGUUCUUCGAAGGCGGCUGAUUCUUUGGUUUUUCUUUGCUUCUAUACUGCAAAACUAUUGGAUGUCAACACUACAAGGGCGCUCAUGGGCGUUUGUCUGGUCAGCACGGUCAGCAAACAGAUGGGUGACAUUCUUGUUGGUUAUAUUUUUUUACGUUGCAAUAUGGUUAGGUGCUAUUAGCGGCUUGGCAUCAUUAUCUCAAAAGCAUUCAUGGAUAUUACCCAUUUUAGGACUUGGAUUCGGUGCUCCAAGGUGGUUACAGACUUUAUGGGGAACUUCUAAUUUAGGCUUAUAUCUUCCUUACUUUGGAAAAGCGGCACCAUACAUGUCUCGUAUGCUAUGGCUAUGGCUCGGAUUAUUGGAUACUGUCCAAGCAGUGGGUAUUGGAAUUAUUUUACUCCAAACAUUAACACGAGAGCACAUCAAUCUUGUUCUUAACGUUGGCCAAGUGAUUGGAGCCGUAGCUAGCAUGGUUGGCAGAGCCACUUCGCCUUGCCGAAUUGGGCCAGCAAACGUAUUUCUCGAUUUUACAUCUUGGCAACCAAAAGACGGGGUAAAAAUAUUAGCAAGUGCGCCCUUCUGGAUUUGCCUCAUAUGCCAGCUUGGCAUUGUCGUUGGAUAUUACCUCUUCUUCCGCCGAGAAAACUUGAUGAGACCUUAG